CCUACUCGUUUUUAUUGUAUACAAACUUAAAAAUUACAUGACCUGUACCUACAUACAUACAUAUUUUUUAUGAAUAUAUAUAUUUAAAUCGUCAAAAUAUAAUCCGCCAUGCUUUCGAUUACGCGAUGCUUACACCUGUCGCAGCUUUUGCUUCAUCCCGCUCUACCCCCCAAGUUUCCGUACCCCUUCCUCGGCGAGCUCGAGCUUAUGGGAGCAGUUAGAUCAGCGCUCAGACCAAAAAUCGUCGACAUGUCUUCCAAGCAAGCGAAAUUCGUCGAGAAUACGGUGGCCAGCAACAAGGUGGUUAUCUUCAGCAAGACCUACUGUCCCUACUGCACCAUGGCCAAGGAGCCUUUCCGAAAGCUGAACGUGGAGGCGACAAUCAUAGAGCUGGACGGUAAUCCGGAAGGGAAUGAGAUUCAGGAGGUCCUGGGCGAGAUCACGGGCGCCAGGACGGUGCCCCGCGUCUUCAUCGAUGGCAAAUUCAUUGGCGGCGGCACAGACAUCAAGCGAAUGUUUGAAACGGGAGCCUUGCAAAAGUACUUUCAGUGAAUGUAGCGAUCCUUAAGCAUACCCAGCUACUUUUUGUGUAUGUACCAAAAAAUUAGAGCACAUUUUUUUCUAGUUAAAUGUUCAAAGUCCUAAAAAACUUAUUUGAAAAUGCUAAAUAAAUUCUUUUCAAUUGUAAAA
Molecule: messenger RNA, 690 nt
Organism: Drosophila kikkawai
Lineage: Eukaryota; Metazoa; Arthropoda; Insecta; Diptera; Drosophilidae
Gene: Grx1
Product: Glutaredoxin 1
Biological process (GO): cellular response to oxidative stress
Cellular component (GO): cytoplasm
Molecular function (GO): glutathione disulfide oxidoreductase activity
Source: RefSeq, a predicted model, not a curated record